Molecule: messenger RNA, 1641 nt
Organism: Ostrinia nubilalis (European corn borer)
Lineage: Eukaryota; Metazoa; Arthropoda; Insecta; Lepidoptera; Crambidae
Product: venom serine carboxypeptidase-like
Exons: 1
Coding region: 131-1549 (472 amino acids)
Biological process (GO): proteolysis
Molecular function (GO): serine-type carboxypeptidase activity
Source: RefSeq, a predicted model, not a curated record
AAUAAUAGAGUUUUGAGCCUGAGUCAGAUAGUUCUUCUUUCUGUUGUUACUUUGACAGUUUGUAAACUUCAAGCAAAAUAUCAUUUUGCUUUUUAUCUCGGUGUACUCGAGUUUUGUAUUAUUUACAAAAAUGCAAGGCGAUCUCAUUAAUUUUAAGUCUUUUAUAGUUAUCUGUGUAUUAGUAAGUUUAAUUUCGCCUUUACACGCAAUAAUAUUUCCGUACGUGUACCCGCGCUUGAAGUUGGAGGCAAAGACGUCGGGAGAUGCGGGAGAUCCCUUGAUCCUGACUCCGUACCUCAAGAAAGGCUCCAUAGCAGAGGCCCAGAAACUAUCGCGCGUCUCUCUCACAGACAGAGUAGGAUUUCCAAGUCACGCGGGGUUUUUCACCGUCGAAGAGAAGUACAAUUCGAAUCUCUACUUUUGGUAUUUCCCGCCAAUUUCUAAAAAUGCCGAUGCACCCGUAGUCCUCUGGUUACAAGGCGGACCUGGUGGUAGCUCUCUGUUUGGCUUGUUUACAGAGUUGGGACCUCUUAUAGCGAAAAAAGACGGUUUCGCACUUAGAAAGUAUCACUGGGCUUUGAAGAACCACUUGAUAUUCAUCGACAAUCCCGUUGGUACGGGAUUCAGUUACACCAACGACGAUAAAGGGUACUGUUCCGAUGAAAAAUGCGUCGCCAAGGGACUUUAUAAUGCCAUGCAGCAAUUUUUCACUCUAUUUCCUGACUUAAGGAACAAUACCUUCUGUAUAACUGGGGAAUCAUAUGCAGGGAAAUAUAUUCCAGCGUUAGCAAUGGAGAUUCAUAAUCAAAAUGACAAUGGUGACGAUGAAUUGAUCAACUUGAAGUGUCUUGCAAUGGGCAACGCUUACUGUGAUCCGGUUCACCAAAUAGACUAUGGAAAUUACCUCUACCAACAUGGAUUGAUUGAUAAUAAUCAGCUGGAAGUAUUUGAGAAGUAUCAAACGGAUAUUGCCGCUGAAAUCCAAAACGAAAACUGGGAAAAGGCAGACAUACUGAUGGACAAACUAAUGGAUGGAGAAUUGACUAACUUCUCUUACUUCAAAUCUUAUACAGGGUUCACCGACUACUACAAUUUCCUAAAAACAGACAAUGAUGACGACAUGUCUAUUUUCACAGAUUUACUACAAAACGAUAAGUUAAGACAUAGUAUCCAUGUAGGGGGACUGCCCUUCAACUCGGGGGAAGAAGUACAAAUACACUUGGCAUUUGACAUACUUAAAUCGGUAGCACCAGACAUAUCCGAGUUACUUUCACACUACCGCAUACUGUUUUACAAUGGGCAGCUAGACAUUAUUGUUGCAUAUCCGUUAACAGAAAAUUUCUUACGUAACCUAAACUUUUCUUCGGCUGAAGAGUACAAAAAAGCCACUAGAAAUGUGUGGAAAGUAGGAGAUGAUAUAGCUGGUUAUUGGAAGAAAGCUGGCAAUCUGACAGAAGUCUUGGUACGAAAUGCCGGACACAUGGUGCCCCAUGAUCAACCGAAAUGGGCCCUCAACCUCAUAACUCGCUUCAUCCAAGGCAAAUUUUGACAAUUUUACAUGGGUUUUGGUAAAGUUACAUAAAAUAUUAUAAUUUUAUGAUGAAAUGUUUUUUUUAUAAUAAAAAUAUUAUUUUUAGUUUA